This is a messenger RNA of Purpureocillium takamizusanense, 429 nucleotides long. RefSeq lists its product as uncharacterized. Lineage: Eukaryota; Fungi; Ascomycota; Sordariomycetes; Hypocreales; Ophiocordycipitaceae. The record is from RefSeq and is a predicted model, not a curated record. The transcript has 2 exons. Bases 1 to 429 code for a protein of 142 amino acids.
AUGGCUGUCGUCGCCUCGGCGUCGCCUAUCCAGCGGACUGCUGGUAGAGACGCUGCAGGCAAGGACCUAGUCGGUCGCUCGCCGCAAAGUCAAAACGGCGUGCCGGCCGUGCCCGUAGCAAACGGUGCUCCGGCUCCCAAGCAAAGCGCUCCUCUCCCCCCGGCUCCGGGUCAGAAUUCGACGCCCCUCCCUCCUCAGGCGCCGACGCCGAGCGUGCCCCUUCCAACAUCGAACGUGCCCCUUCCGACAUCGAACGUGCCCCCUCCAGCACCACAGGCGCCCGCUCCGGCGCCGGCGGCCGAGGACUCGGAGGCCGCGGCCCUGAAGAAGACCCCGCCAGUCGCUGGGUUAAUGAACGUCAAUGGGCUCGAUCUCGCGGCCAUGCUCGACUCAUUCUUCAAGGGGCUGCACGGCAACCACGGCAUGUGA